Molecule: messenger RNA, 1223 nt
Organism: Echinops telfairi (small Madagascar hedgehog)
Lineage: Eukaryota; Metazoa; Chordata; Mammalia; Afrosoricida; Tenrecidae
Gene: BIRC7
Product: baculoviral IAP repeat containing 7
Exons: 4
Coding region: 184-948 (254 amino acids)
Biological process (GO): regulation of cell cycle; positive regulation of protein ubiquitination; negative regulation of apoptotic process
Cellular component (GO): nucleus; cytoplasm
Molecular function (GO): ubiquitin protein ligase activity; cysteine-type endopeptidase inhibitor activity involved in apoptotic process
Source: RefSeq, a predicted model, not a curated record
UGGGGCCUGGCCCGAGACCUGAGGACCUUCCGACAGCGGUCCUGUGGCCUGCUGCCCUUCCCCACCCGCCUGCCUUCCUCUGGGGUCAAGGAGGCCACCCAGCCCCAGGAGGGGUCUUCCUGUCCCCAUACCCGGAGAGGCUGCUUCCUGCUGGGGACCCUGGGGGGGAUGCACCACCUCUGAAUGAUGCCGGCUGCCACCCUGGGCCCACCCAGAAGGCUGCAUCGGGCCUCUGCUGCUCUCCCGACCCAGAGGGCUCUGCCUGACCUGGGGCCUCUGGUGCACAGGUUGCUGGUACCCGCCCUCUCCCAGCUGCAGGGGGUGGAGACUGACAGAGAGCCUUGGGAGGGGCUCUGGAGCCCUGGGCUGGGCUGGCUGGACACACUAGAGAGCUGUUUGUGUGGGGCUGGUGUGCUCCCCAUGGCGCCCGAGGACAAGGGUCAGUGUGGUUGCCAAGCCCCUGGGCUGAGCCCCUUGCAGGGACACCACACGCCCCAUGCUGGGCGCCCCCAAGGCCUGAGCUGGGACAGUGUGGAUGGGCAGAUCCUGGGCCAGUUGUGCUCCCUGACUGCGGAGGAGGAGAAGGAGGAAGAAGAGGAAGAGGCUGCCUACCUCCUGGGCGCUGCCUUCCCCAGCAUGGGCUCCCAGGAGUUGCGCCUGGCCUCCUUCCACCACUGGCCACUGGCCUCUCUGGUCCACCCCACCCGGCUGGCCAAGGCAGGCUUCUUCCACACGGGACCACAGGACAAGGUGAGGUGCUUCUUCUGCUGUGGGGGUCUGCAGAGCUGGGAGCGUGGGGAUGACCCCUGGACAGAGCACGCCAAGUGGUUCCCCAGGUGUGAGUACCUGCUGCGGUCCAGAGGACGGGCCUUCGUGCGCCGUGUGCAGGCCUCAUACCCAAGCCGGGGCAGGGUGGUCAGCGACACCCCUGCCCCUGAGUUGGCAUGAAUGUUCUCUGGUUUCUCCCAGGAUCCACCAGGAAACGCCGCCCGCUCCGCUCCUGUCCAAGGGGACCUUGACAUGGCCAUACUGAGGAGCGACGCCAACCGCCAGGGCUACGAGGACUCAGGUGUGGGUGGGACCUGGGAGGCAGGCUGCAGUGGGCGGGCUAUGCCUUAACAGCUGGGGCCUGGGCCCAGCACUGAGGGGUCCCCUGCAGGUGCCCAGAACACUGAGGAGCUGCAGAGGCUGGGGGAGGAGCGGAGCUGCAAGGUAUGCCUGGA